Oxyura jamaicensis (ruddy duck) is the source of this 1730-nucleotide messenger RNA. RefSeq names its product CKLF like MARVEL transmembrane domain containing 6 (gene CMTM6). NCBI's taxonomy places the organism in Eukaryota, Metazoa, Chordata, Aves, Anseriformes, Anatidae. Bases 73 to 615 code for a protein of 180 amino acids. The record is from RefSeq and is a predicted model, not a curated record. The transcript is spliced from 4 exons. Gene Ontology annotation, cellular component: membrane.
CUCCCCGCCCUCCUGCCUCGCCCUUUUGCUUUCGCUUUUUCCCUCACCGCGGCAGCCGGCGGCGGCGCGACCAUGGAGAACGGGGCCGUGUACAACGAGACCACCGAGCCGCACAGCAAGGAGCCCCACCGGGCCUGCGGCUGCACCCGGCAGCGCCUGAAGGGCUGGAGGCUGGCGGCCAAAGUGCUGCAACCGUUACUCUCUCUUCUGGCUGUUAUUUUUGAGGAAAUUGUGGAAGAUUGUAUCAGUUGUGGUGGACUUUACUUCUUUGAAUUCACAAGCUGCAGUGCUUUUCUUCUGAGCCUCCUGAUCCUCUGUGUGUAUUGCACCGUUGCAUAUGAAACCUUUGGGAAAGAUAAAGUAAAGAGAGUAAAUUUGUGGGCCAUGCUAGCCAUAGGUGCCAUUUUCCUGUUAGCUUCAAUAGUUCUUGCUGCAACAAGCUCUGCGUUGGCUUCUGAAACUACUGCAUGCGUAUUUGGAUUUUUUGCAAGUGGAGCAUUUUUAGCUGAGUUUGUGAUGGAGUACUGGGACAGUCGGAAACAAAGCACCAAAGAACACCCUCAAAAUUCAGGCAACAUGCAGGGUGCUGCAGAAAAUUCCCCACUGAAUGAGUAAAGCUGAACUUUUUGAAAUUAGUUCCUUUUUUUUCAGUGGAGCAAACUAAAAUGAAGUUUCGAUGUUCUGUAGGUAGUAGCUUCUGUCUCUUCCUUCAAACCAAUUUUUUACUCAUUGCUCAUCACAAAUGUUUAUAUAUCCUUAGGUCAAGUAACAACACCUUGAACAUCAUGUUCUAUUUCAUUUUGUAGCUAACUGGUCCUGCCACCUCUCUAGGUGACAUACAUUAAAAAAAAAGUCUAAAUAGAAUAACACAAGGAUAACAGUGUGCUGAUUCGAUUUUGGUAGGAGUGUUAUGCCUUAGAGACAUAACACUCAACCUUACAGUUAUGCCUUAAAGACAUUUUCUAUAUGAACUGGACCAAAUAUAUUUUCUACUAGUUACAAGUUAGGAUGGUUGAAUUCAUUCUUGUACUUACUGGUCAAACGGUAAGUGUAAAAGGGAUACCUAAGUGCAGCUUUACAAAAAUGCUUAUCUUUAUGUAAGGGUUUUUGGUUUGUUUUUACUAAUUACACUGUUUAGUUUUGUCUGUGGAGAUCAGUUUAAUUAAAUAGCUUAGGGUUUUUAUGCAGGGGGUAAUAUAAUGUUUUUUUUUUUUAAGGAGACAGCUUUGCACCCCAUGGUUAUUCAAGUUCAGACUUGUAUGCCAGAAUAUUCCCUCAGACUGUUUCAGAAGUGACAAAAGUCACAGGGAAAAAAAAAUAAUGAAGCGGCAUCUGUGAGAGGAAAAAGUUUAAGUAUUUUCACAAAGUCACCCAGAAGUAGCAAUUUGAACAUCAGUGGGAGAACGAUUACAGCAUGUUGUAAUAUCAACUGUCAUUUGCAGGGUUAAUACCAUGCACAGCUUGCUUAUGCAUAGGUAAUGGUGAGUUUUACCAGAAUGGUUAUGGGCAGCACCAUUUUCUGUGCUGAUGUCUACGGCACUAGUAUGAGACUUCUUGCUGCUGCCUAACUCAGCUGGCGAACAGGUAAAUAAGCACUUGUAACCUUGAUUUGUCUUAAAAGCAAGGGGCCGUGAGACUGCAAGAAACACUACUGAUGCAACGCGUAUCAGACCAGUGAGAGACUUAUCAGACUAGAUGUUGAUGGCUACUGUGUAAAAAGUGAAGUGGUU